UAUCCGGGGGCCUGUUCAGAGUGGAAGUGGGAGUGUCUCCCUCUCUGCCGGCAACACGCCGGAGGGAGACCCACAGUGCCACACAGCCGCGCACUGCAGCGGAGAGCGAGCGAGCGAUCGGGACGCGGACGCCGCCGGGGACCAUGUCACGCAGCGGGGGACGCCCGAACCAGCGGCGCCGCGCGGCCCACGCGCGCCCGCCGCCGCCGCGGUAGCUCAGCGGACACGCGCCGCUUACGCUCUGCGGAAACCUCCCCUGCCGCCGCCGCCGCUGACUCCGCUCCAUCCGCGUCCCCACCUCCUCCUCCUCACUCUGCCCCCCCCCCCCCCACCCCACCAACCUCCUCCUCCACCACCGCCCCCGCCCGCUCCGGCUCUUCUCACGUCCCGUCGCCAGGAUGGACAAGUCGCUCUGCAGCCCCGCAUCCCGUGGACAGCGCGGCCAACUCUUCCCCGUCGGACCGCGGGAGCUCGUCAUCGACGAGGAAGCCCGGCAGGAGCGGGUCGCACAGCCCGGGCUCCGGCUCCCUCGGCGGCCCGGGAGGAGGAGGAGGAGGAAGCAGCCGGGGAGCUGUGCUGGGGAACAGCAUGAAUCUACAGCAGCCGCGCAAACGGCAACUGGAAGGAGUGCUGAGCAAAUACACCAACCUGAUCCAGGGCUGGCAGAACAGGUACUUCGUGUUGGAUCCAGAGGUGGGACAGCUGCAGUACUUUGUCAAUGAUCAGGGGAGGAGCCAGAAGCCCCGCGGGUCGCUGCCCCUGAUCGGCGCCUCCGUGACCACGAGUGACGAGGCUCCGCACAUGUUCGUCGUAAACUCUGUCAAUGGAGAGCUGUACAAACUCCGAGCCUCCGACGCCAAGGAGCAGCAGUUUUGGAUCACUCAGCUCCAAGCAUGUGCCAGACGUCACUCUGACAGCAGUGCCAAGGUGAGGAAGCUAAAGGGCUCUGAUGAACACCUGAGCGUGGAGAGAGCAGCAGGAGGCCACGAGCUGCUGGGCUCCUCAUCCUCUGGUCGGACCCGUAGCUUCUCCCUCCUCCCCCACCUAACCCCAUCUUCAUCCCCGGGUCCUCAGAGGAACCUGAGCCACGUGGCCUCACCCAGCAACAUCGUCACCAUCACCCACCACAAAUCUCCGGCUGCGGCUCGGCGGGCCAAGAAUCUGUACCCGGGACGGCUGCUGGAGGUCAAAGAGGUGAUGUCCCAAGCAGAGGGCCAGCAGAAGAACCUGGUCCAGUCCAUUGACUCUCUGCCCACCAGAGGCCCUCUCUCCUGUCUGGACCAGGACCUGCUGCUGCUCAAAGCCACGUCGGCCGCCACCCUCAGCUGCCUGGGGGAGUGCCUGAACAUCCUCCAGAGGACCCAGAGCCACGGCCAAGGACCGCCCCAGUCCCACGCCUCCCAGUGCAACAACGCUGCCCACGGAGCCCCCUCUGAUGGUGUUCCUGUGUGGACUGUACCAAAGUCGCCCUCGGGGGAGCAGUUGAAGAACGGAGUUCUGACUCCUCUGCGAUCGGCCGAGCCUUCGCCGGACUUCAGGAGAAGGAGUCUGUCCCAUGGUGCUGAGCACCUCCCGGGGCUGGAGGACAUCGACCCCACGGAGGAGGUGACGGACACGGAGGACAACGACGAGGAGGACCUGGGUGUCCUGGACGACCAGCGGAGCGUCAUUCUCCACCUGCUCUCCCAGCUCAAACUGGGCAUGGACCUCACGCGGGUGGUUCUGCCAACCUUCAUUUUGGAAAAGCGAUCACUGCUGGAGAUGUACGCCAACUUCAUGGCCCACCCGGACAUGUUCCUGUCAAUCACAGCGGGGGCCACCGCCGAGGACCGGAUAGUGCGCUUUGUCGAGUACUACCUGACCGCCUUCCACGAGGGGCGCAAAGGCGCCGUGGCCAAGAAGCCCUACAACCCCGUGCUGGGGGAGACCUUCCACUGCUCCUGGGAAGUGCCUCGGGACAAGGUCAGACCGCCGGUCCGGUCCGGCCAGGGCUCCUCCGGCAACGCGCAGCAGGCCGAGGAUUCGCCCGCAGAAUGCUACCGAGUUCGCUUCGUGGCCGAGCAGGUGUCCCAUCACCCGCCGGUGUCGGGGUUUUACUGCGAGUGCCGGGAGAAGAACAUGUGCGUCAGCGCCCACGUGUGGACCAAGAGCAAGUUCAUGGGGAUGUCCAUCGGAGUGUCCAUGGUGGGAGAAGGGGUGCUGUGCCUCUUGGAGCACGAUGAGGAGUACGUCUUCACGUUGCCGUGUGCCUACGCUCGCUCCAUCCUCACUGUGCCCUGGGUGGAGCUGGGAGGCAAAGUCUCCAUCAACUGCGUCAAGAGCGGCUACUCCGCCACCGUCACUUUCCAAACGAAACCUUUCUACGGAGGGAAGGUGCACAGAGUGACUGCAGAGGUCAAACACAAUCCGACCAACACCAUCGUGUGCAAAGCCCAGGGCGAGUGGAACGGCACGCUGGAGUUCACGUACAGCAGCGGGGAGACCAAAGUGAUCGACACGGCCAAACUCCCCGUCACCCGCAAGGAACUGCGGCCUGUAGAGAAACAGGGGCGGACAGAAUCCAGGCGGUUGUGGCAACAUGUCACCAAGUCGCUGAAGGAAGGGAACAUGGACGAGGCCACGGAGAACAAACACCGGCUGGAGGAGCGACAGAGAGGGGAGGAGAGACAGAGAGCGGCCGACAACCAACCCUGGACUCCUAAAUACUUCACCAAGGAGGGAGACAGUUGGAUCUACAGCAGCCCGCUGUGGAAGUCCACCUGACAGCGGAACAACACCUGAGGUCCGACUCACGAGAGACAAUAUGGAGACGCCCAGAGGAAACAAUCAAGGUGCCAAAGCCAUCUCCACUGUUAGAACCAGAGCUCCAGGGACAAAAGUAGAUUUUUGUACACAGUUAAUAGUAUAUCUAUUCAAAGUAGAGUAUUUCUAUUUUUCACCUUGCCAAGGCCUUUGCACACGCACAGUAAUGCAGUUUUUUUAUAAUAGAUGUGUUGUUUCAAGCUUUUAGUUUGAUUCCCUAAUGCUACUGUAGCUGUAACGAGUGGUUUAUGAAGCACUUUUACCAAUGAAGUUAGGUCUCUAAAAACACAUAAUCAAGUUAAGCAAAUGUAUUUCAUUGUUUGUAUAUUAAUACGAUUAUUCAGUACAGUAAUUAUUAGAAAGUAAUACUGAUUGUUUUGUCUGCACUAUGAAUGUAUCUGGGCACAUUAAUAUUCUACUUUUCCGUCUCGUUACCUUCAUUUGCCACGUCGCUCCAUUUUAAAGCAUUACUCCCAUCGAGUGAGACGCCGUCCAUUACUACCUCUUAUUCAGCUGCUCACUGGUUUGCUUGUACCAAAAUUAUCUUCUUUUGUAUCCGAGCCUCUAAGAUGGUGCAAUUAGGCAGCCGAUGACGAGGCCUGCAGAAACAAUCAUGUUCCCAUCCAACAACAAACACUGGGAACUGGUCGAGGUUCCAAAGUAAAGCAGCAGACUAAUUGACAGUAUAUCCAACUCACAUCUCUUGGAGGACUUUUUUACAGCCUUAUGUAAUCCUCCGUAGUAUUUAGAAACCAGAUGCCCCUUUGUAGCGUUUGUCCUGCUAGAGUAGCAAACCUGCACCGGUUUGCUACUCUCCUCACAUGAAAGUAACCUCUUAUAAAUGAGGAGAGUAGCAAACCUGCACCGGUUUGGUACUCUCCUUACAAAUGAGGAAUCCAGAGUACUGGUGGAUUAAUAAAGACCCUUUCUUUAAGUC
Messenger RNA from Gasterosteus aculeatus aculeatus (three-spined stickleback), 3739 nucleotides. RefSeq names its product oxysterol-binding protein-related protein 10. The record is from RefSeq and is a predicted model, not a curated record. Gene Ontology annotation, cellular component: cytosol; membrane. Gene Ontology annotation, molecular function: cholesterol binding. NCBI's taxonomy places the organism in Eukaryota, Metazoa, Chordata, Actinopteri, Perciformes, Gasterosteidae.